CAGAGCGGUCGUGUCUGGACGACUGAUAGUGUGUGCCAGUCUAGUAUAGACGACUGGUGUUGUGUAUAGAAGACUGGUUAUAGUGAAAAAUGCCUUGCAGUGAAGACGAUGAUUCUCAAAAUGGUUUUGCUGAACAGCAAAUGUCCAAGGCGGAAUUGCGAAAGACCAACAAGCCGAUCAUGGAGAAGAAGCGGCGCGCGCGCAUCAACAACUGCCUCAACGAGCUCAAAGACUUACUCAUGGAUCCUGACAAAGACCCCGCCCGGCACUCGAAGCUGGAGAAGGCGGACAUCCUCGAGCUGACCGUCAAGCACCUGCAGACGCUCCAGCGGCAGCAGCUCGCCGCCGCCAUCGCCGCCGACCCCGCCGUGCUGCACCGAUUCCGAGCCGGCUUCGGAGACUGCGCCGUCGAAGUCCGGCGGUACCUCUCCAGGCUUGCCAGUGUCCCUACAGGACUUAGACACAGACUGGGAAACCAUCUCACCUCGUGCAUAAACGGAAUAGAACGCCUACACAAACCUAAAGACUACCCAGCUUUAGUCCCCGACCCUUUAAGACUAGACGACGAAAGACCUAGCGCUUUCCACUGCGUCCGAGCUACCCGACCGACAAGCCCACCGUUAAGCCCCCUCUCAUGCGACUCAGCCUGCGAUUCCUCCACUGAACUCGAAACCCCACCGCGACCAGUACAAAAAUUCCCCUUCCCAACACCACCCAGCAGAUCAGCUUCCGACCAAGACAGCAGCCCCGAAACUCAAAAAGCAACAGUUUCUUCAACCACAAUUUCCCCAGAAACUUUAAAGCAGGAGGCUUUAAGAAACAAGAAGUACAUGGAGCCUUUAUCGAUAGUUAUAGAUGUCGAAAACUAUAAGAUAGGAAUCGACGCGUCACCGAAGCGAGCUGUGGACUACUCAAUAAGACAGAAGUUAAAAAGAUCUGUGACGGAAACUAGUGGACCGCCAUUAAAAGUCUUAAGAAUAGAACCGGUAGAAAAACCUAUUGAGAAACUUUAUGACUUGACAACGCCUGAGAAGCGAGCGCCACCGAUCUACCCUAUAAAGUUAACAUUGCCUGAUAGCAUACCUAGUGUGGUAGAAAGGCCGUCUUUUGAGAGACCAGUCAGUUCUGUGAUCACGCAUACAGCGGAGUCUUUGGCGCAGUCUAGUGUGAAUCAGGAGAAGGCCCAGAAGGAAGCGGACACCAGUUCAAAGUCUCCGGGGCAGGGGACGUCUACAGAAAUGUGGCGGCCUUGGUGAUCAACCGUCUAUACUUGUAUCAGCAUAUCCAUCGGUAUACGCGUCCCAUUUGUGAAGAAAAGUCUAAAGUGCAAGGGGGUAAGGACCCUACCCUUAAUUGUUCGUAUGUCGGAACAUAGAUUCGUGUACGAUGACAGUAUUUGAAAAUUAAAAGUAAACAUGGAAUACGAAACGCUAUGUCCAGUAUUUUUUGUCGAUGAAAAAGGGUUAGAGAAAACAGUGAAGAGAUAAAAAUAGCAAUAUCAUUUAAGAUGUUUUUAUCGGCCAUUUGUAUGAACUAGGAUAAGUUUUUAUUAAUGUGUUAAAUCAGCUUUAAUUUACCUAU
Molecule: messenger RNA, 1581 nt
Organism: Leguminivora glycinivorella
Lineage: Eukaryota; Metazoa; Arthropoda; Insecta; Lepidoptera; Tortricidae
Product: protein deadpan-like
Exons: 3
Coding region: 90-1256 (388 amino acids)
Biological process (GO): regulation of neurogenesis; regulation of transcription by RNA polymerase II; anterior/posterior pattern specification
Cellular component (GO): nucleus
Molecular function (GO): protein dimerization activity; RNA polymerase II cis-regulatory region sequence-specific DNA binding; DNA-binding transcription factor activity, RNA polymerase II-specific
Source: RefSeq, a predicted model, not a curated record